AUGGAAGCCGCCUGGAUUUCAAAGAACUAUGGUGACGAUACCUACAAUGCACUUGCAUCCGGGUCCUCGAUAGAAAACUUACUCAUGGAAGCAAGAAGGAUAAAGUACGACGUCAUCGGCCUGGCCGAGACGAGAAGACGCCAGCCUUUCACCGCCGUCUAUGACACCGGAGAAGAACUGUUCCUUGGAACGUGCGGCAGUAGAGGAGUCGGUGACGCCGGCGUUCUCAUCAACACGAGUUUGUCCGUGAACAUCGAUCCAUUCGAACAACUUACAAUCCGAGUCGAACGAUUACGAUUGAAAAGACUUGGACCAAUUCCGGUUUUGAUAAUCUUCGUCAUUUACGCGCCGACAACAAACUAUGACGAAAGAAGAAGUCGAAGCGUUCUAUAUGGACUUGGAGAAGUUCUACAGAGAAAACCACGCAUUCUUUAA
Molecule: messenger RNA, 435 nt
Organism: Angiostrongylus costaricensis
Lineage: Eukaryota; Metazoa; Nematoda; Chromadorea; Rhabditida; Metastrongylidae
Source: the annotation of a GenBank genome assembly